AUGCCAAAAAAGGAAGAGGAAGAGGGUGAAGAUUCUGUAUCGAUAACUGAUGAUGUAAAAGGAGCUGAUUAUUAUCAUGGAUUGAUACCGCGUACCGAUAUUGAACCACUGCUAAAAAAAGAAGGCGAUUUUUUGUUACGAAAAACUGAGCUCACACCUGGAGAGAUAGUACUUGCGAUUUCGGUGCGACAUAACAAUGCCGUGCGACACUUUAUGGUAAAUCAGGACCAGGAUGGUUCAUUCUAUUGCGAACACCAUCACGAGAAAAGCGUUUCUGAUUUAAUACAAUACUAUAAAUCAACAAAAGAACCAUUAUCGGCUUCUAGCCAAGCACGUCUUCGUCGGCCUAUCGAACGACCACAGUGGCUCUUAAAUCACGACUCGAUCAGACUUGUUAAAAAACUUGGUGAAGGCGCAUUUGGCGAAGUAUUCCUUGCGGAAUAUUCAUUUGGAACAGAAAAACAAGAAGUAGCAGUAAAAACAAUGCGUCAAGAAGCAACACGUGAAGCACGUUUAAAAUUUAUGAAAGAAGCAAGAUUAAUGCGUCGCUAUGAGCAUAAACAUGUGGUACGUAUUCUUGGUGUAGCGGUGCAUGAACAUCCAUUAAUGAUUAUUAUGGAAAACUGUCCCGGUGGAUCAUUAUUAUCAUAUCUACGAAAAGAGAAAGGAAAGGUAUCAUUAGCAAUGAAAUUGCGUUUUGCAACUGAAGCAGCAGAUGGAAUGGCUUAUUUACAUAAGCAAAAAUGUAUUCAUCGUGAUAUUGCUGCACGAAACGUUUUACUAAGUGGUAAACUUGACGUGAAAAUUAGCGAUUUUGGCAUGUCUGAUGAUCGUCUCAUUGUACAGGAUGAAAAAUUAGAAAAGGUGCCAGUUAAAUGGUUAGCACCAGAAACAAUGCAACAAAAAGUUUACUCAAAUAAAACUGAUGUUUGGUCAUACGGUGUACUUGUCUGGGAAAUUUAUUCCGACGGUUCAGAGCCUUAUCCAGGAUUAACAAAUAUUCAAACACGUGCAAAAAUUGUCGUACAAAAUUAUCGAAUGGAAAUGCCAAAGGACACACCAUCCGGUGUAGUCAAAUUAGUGCAACAAUGUUGGGCUAAAAAUCCUGAUGAACGACCGGAUUUUAGUAAAAUAUUUAAAACACUGAAAAGUAUGAAAACUUGA
This is a messenger RNA of Brugia pahangi, 1164 nucleotides long. Lineage: Eukaryota; Metazoa; Nematoda; Chromadorea; Rhabditida; Onchocercidae. The record is from the annotation of a GenBank genome assembly.